Molecule: messenger RNA, 2010 nt
Organism: Gadus macrocephalus (Pacific cod)
Lineage: Eukaryota; Metazoa; Chordata; Actinopteri; Gadiformes; Gadidae
Exons: 5
Coding region: 136-1077 (313 amino acids)
Source: RefSeq, a predicted model, not a curated record
UUCCACCCCGCCCCUGUCUACAGCACGAUCGGCCAACAUGUGAGGCUGUACCAGGGUGCCGACCUGGUUAACUUGUGAGGAAUCGAAACCGAAGCGUUAAUCCGAGGAUUCAGGAACACACUACUAUUGUUAAGGAUGGCAGGACUAUCGUCGAGAGAGCGCACUGGCUGCAAUAGUCUGCUGAAUCUGAUGUCAGAAAGUGAUUUGCGAUCACUUUUUGAUACAGUCACAAAUAGUCAUAGGCCUAUCCCAAGAUCUGUCGAAGACUUAAAGGAAGCAAUUCUUUUCAACUCCAACGAUGCGGUGGAAUUCCUGAAAAGGAGGAAAGUGCAGCGAGGUUUAAUUUUACAGUACCUCGCCACACAGGAAAUUCUCAUGCCACACAAGAGUGAAAUAACACCGCUGAUAGAAAGGACCUUAUUGUUUUGGUCGUCUGAUGAGCAAUUCCAUGGACAACGCGGUGAACUCCCACAAGCAGCAACAAGAGAGGAUGCGAGAAAUGCCCAGCCAGAGUGGUCCCAUCAAGGCCCAUUACUGGAGGGAAUGAUUCAGUCCGUAGGAACACAGGCUGAGACGCCCCUUGAUCAGUCCGGGGAACCAUUUUGCAGCUGGUUCUUUCAACUCCUAAACAGCCAGAACCCCGCCAUAGACCAGAAUUCUCCAGAAUGGGGACGACAACAUUUUUGCAACGAUGCAAAACUAAAUAUAAUAUAUAGCAGGAUUGGCCAAAAUUCGGGGCUGUACCACGGUGCCGACCGGGUUAACUCGGGUCUGCUGUCGCUGGUCAGGGAGUUUCGGCUGCUCCUCUACCCCAGCACGGAGAACUGCAGGUACCAGGUUGUAAACAACCUGAACAGGGAGGUUCUUCUCGCUGUUGGCGGCACCGUCCAACAUGAACCAUCCAACGGCAGACUGGGAUACUUCGAGCAGGUGUUUGGCCUCAUCUACUCGCGGAUGGGAGGAUAUAAGAUUAAGUUCACUGAUUUAAUUAUCGGACUACCCGGGAUUCCUGAUGGGGGAGGAGAAAAGCCCCCAAAGGUUACCUGGGACUUUGAUGAGCUGAAACUCCGCUUCUAAUCAUAAUAAUAAUUAUGUUUGCUUUAGCUUUCUGCUAAAUCUUAAAUACAUUGCACUUUCUAAAAAAGCUUUUUUAACUUUGCCUUUUUUUUCUAAUUUAUUACUAAAAUGCCUUUUUAACUUUCUAUUUUGCACAUUUAUGAGCAUAUUUUUUUCUUUUACUUAUCUAUUAUUUUAUUUUAUUGUAUGACAAUGUUUAUAUGUGAAGCACUUUGAGUCUGCCUUGUGUAUGAAAAGUGCUGCAUAAAUAAAGUUGCCUUGCCUUGCCUAACUUUGAUCUUGAGAUUUAGAAUCCAAAGGUGUGGGUGCUCUGGCUCAUAGCAGAGACGCAUGGUUUAGUUUGCAGACAAGGCUGGACUGGGACAUUCGGAAUAGGGAAAUCAAGCACCAAUUAUUGAUUUUCGCCAGAACCUUCUGUCAGGGGUUGAUUAAGGUUUAGUUAUUCACAUACGGUUCUUCAGAGAGAACAGUUUUAAAUAUCAAAGAUGUUUUAUUUGUUUGCGUUCUGUCUGUUCAGCAUCCUCCAAUUAGGGCGGGUGGUGGCAGGGUUCAUAAUGUUAGCAUAGUAAUUUAGAGUUUAGUUUAUUGAUUUGAGUGUGGAUAAGGAACUGAAUGUUAGUUUUACAAUUAUUUUACUUUUUAUUAUGUUCAUGGUUAUUGGUUAAGGUACGGCCACACCAACCGCGUUGCUCGCGUUAGGGGCGUUGAAAAUCGGCAUUUUUGCAUAGGGAACCAUUGGUCUAGGCGCGGUACACGCGUUGAAGCGUUGCGUUGGGGGCGUUAGACGCGGCAGUUGCACGUGAUUACGCACGUAAACGCAGUAACGCGCCCAACGCACCAACGCCCGGAGUUCAGAAAAUUGAACUUUCAACGCUCCAACGCGUGGCGCUGGGCCGCGAUAGCCAAUCAGCGUGGAGCUUGACCCGACGUCAC